This is a messenger RNA of Racocetra fulgida, 2005 nucleotides long. NCBI's taxonomy places the organism in Eukaryota, Fungi, Glomeromycota, Glomeromycetes, Diversisporales, Gigasporaceae. The record is from the annotation of a GenBank genome assembly.
AAGUUUAGAAAAUAUUUUACCAGGUGGUCACCCAAAUGAAGAUGAAAUGAAUACUUAUGAUUUAACAGUAUAUGAAAGUUCAUCUAAUGAAAAUGACAAGCCAGGAUACAAUUAUGAGGACAAUUAUGAGGACGAUAAUUAUGAGAAUGAUAAUUCUGAGAAUGAUAAUUAUAAGGACGAUAAUUAUGAGGACGAUAAUUAUGAGGACAAUAAUUAUGAGGAUGAUAAUUAUGAGGACGAUAAUUAUAAGGACAAUAAUUUUGAAGACAACAAUUCUAUAAACGAUAAUUCUGAGGAUGACAAUUCUAUAAACAAUAAUUCUGUGAACAACUUAAAAAAUACAAAUAGUCGUCAGCCAAUAUACCUACCUUCACCUUAUGUUGAACUGUAUAGUGGAAAGACUUUUAAGACAUGGGAUGAAUAUCAAGAAGUAUUGGAACGUUAUGCGAAGCAAAACAACUUUGUUAUUAGAAAAAAAUGGGUGAACAAUAGUCGUGAUCCAUGUCAGCAUAUAUGGGAUUGUAAACGAUCUGGUAAAUACAUUUUACACAAAACUGCUCCAUCUGAAAAGCAAAGAAACAAGGGUUCAAAGAAAAUCAAUUGCCCUUUUCUUAUUAAUGCAUCCAAGAGUAAGGAAAUGAAAGAUCUUAUUGAAAGCUACACGCUUUGUGAUCUCGAUGUUCCGUCUCAGGUUCGAUUAUUACAUAGGUUGUUUUCUGAAGCAACGAUUGUAGAUUAUGAUGUAAAGAAUUAUGUGUAUAAGGUUCGCCAGAGUCAUGAAAUGCAGGAUGGUGAUACAGCAAAGCUUCUUCAACACUUUGAAAAAGAACGCACUAAGAAUCCUGAUUGGUACGUCCAACCAUUAAUUGAUUCUGAGACAAAUAGAUUACAGGGUGUAUUUUACAUGUUAUCUGAACAACAAGAACUUUGGCAAAACUAUACAGAUAUCAUUUUAAAUGAUAAUACAGCAUCAACCAAUGCCUAUAACUUACCAUUAAGCAUUUUUACUAUUGUUGAUAACAAUUUCAAAUCAAGGAUUGUGGCACAAGCCAUAUUACCUGAUGAAACAAGCAAAAGUUACAGAUGGUUAUUACAACAAACGAUCGAUGCUACAGGAGUUCAUCCUGGUGCUUUUAUUAUUGAUGCCGAUCUGGAUCUUGAAAGCGUUGUCCCUAAGAUAUACCCAAAUACUUUUCUUCUCUAUUGCGUUUGGCACAUUGGGCGUAAUAUUGAGAAACAAUUGUCUAAGACACUUGGUGAUCGUUAUUCUGAUUUUCUUAAAGCGUUUUAUCAAUUUCAUGUUGAUCAAAUGAAUGAGACAGUUAUGUAUAAUGGUCAAAAGGUUGAUUUUAAUGAUUUAUUUAAUUUGACAUUGGAUACAGUAGAGAGUAGACCAAUUGAACUCGAAUAUGACUUUCGUCAAAUACGCUUUGAUAAGCUUCUUGAGGAGGUUGAUCAUUCUUUAAUAGCUGAAGUUUGGGAGGUUUGGUCAAUUGAGAAUACGUCAAGUCUCUUCCAUAUUUCUCUUAUCCCAAAACGUUGGUAUAAAGAUGAAAUGAUGAAUAUAUCAGUUAUUGAUAAACCAUUUGUCAAAGGAAAGUUACAAGUACAUAAAGAUUCAACAUUAGAUACAUCAAGCAUACCUUUGUUUUCAACUGUUGCUGAGUCAUGGAAUGCUAUAUCUAUUGAAACACCCAAACAAAUAGCUGCGAAAGUAAUUGGUCGAAAGCAAUCUAUCAAAGAGACAUUGCUUGGACUUGCAUGUAAAUGCGUAGAAUUGGUUGAUUAUGAUGAUUCUAGAGAUUCUAAUAUUUUGAUGAAAACACAAGAUAUGGAAUGUAAACAAAUUAUAGAAGUUGAUAAAGUUUUAGAGUAUGAAGAGGUUAUGGACGAUGAUCAAUAUGAAGAGAAUCAAAUUUCAGAAGACACUCCGGCUUCUGGAAUUACAUAUUAUGAUGUUCAAAAUCCACUUCAGCAUGUUGGAAAAGGGCGAUCUAAAAAAUGA